Molecule: messenger RNA, 1125 nt
Organism: Phanerochaete carnosa HHB-10118-sp
Lineage: Eukaryota; Fungi; Basidiomycota; Agaricomycetes; Polyporales; Phanerochaetaceae
Exons: 4
Coding region: 1-513 (170 amino acids)
Molecular function (GO): iron ion binding; oxidoreductase activity, acting on paired donors, with incorporation or reduction of molecular oxygen; heme binding
Source: RefSeq, a predicted model, not a curated record
AUGAGGUCUGCCAAGGUCGGCUCCCAGACUACUCGGACUACGAUGCUCUGCCAUACGUACACGCACUCGUGCACCACUGACGACAUCUACGAAGAAUACCUUAUCCCGGAAGGUUCCAUCGUCGUUGCGAAUAUCCACGCGAUUUUGCACGACCCCACGGCAUACCCUGACCCCUCGACCUUCAACCCGGAGCGCUUGCUGUGCCGCACCCCCGAUGGCGAGCUCGCGCUAGACCCCAAUGUGCCAGAUCUAUUGCACGCCGCCUUCGGCUUCGGGCGCCGCAUCUGCCCUGGGAGAUUCAUGGCGUACCAGUCCAUAUGGCUCACUCUUGCGAGCUUCCUCUGCGCAUUCCGUAUCGAGCGCGCAAAGGACGAGCGCGGGGUGCCCAUUGACCCGGGCGGGGAGUACGACUGGGGCUUCACAAACUGCCCGAAGCCGUUCCAGUGCAUGAUACGCUCGCGCACGGAGGAAUACGAGACGCUCAUUAUGCGGGCUGCCAGAGACGAAGAGUGAGCGACUAAGAGGCCUGCUAAUGCGACGUUGUCGAACGAGUGCAACUGCUGAAUGUCACGCUCUAUGCUCCAUGCAGUACUGCCAUCAAACGAACUGUCUCGCCCCUGUGACAUUUGAAAGCAAGUCAUGUGUACAUUUGAGGACAAUGGGAUGUGGGGCAAAGAAAGACACCAGCGAAUUUCAGCUCCUACUCUCAACGUCGUCCAGGGAUGGGCGCGAGCCUCGGCAGGUGCCGCGCCACGACGUUCCGUGCCACCGCCGCGGUCUCAAUAUGAUGCAUCCCAGCGCGAGUUCCGAGAGGCUAACCUAGUCCAUAGGCAACAGUGCUCCAGAGCGGCCCAAGGCAGAUCCAAGCACACCAGAGAACCCCGACACGCCAGCUCACUCCACAGCGACAACAGCAAGUUCUCCGACGUCGAUGACACCAAAUCCGCCCUCCUCGUGCAGGCCGUCUAUGAGCUCGGUCGAGACCAGCUACGAAGCGAGAAGGUGUAAGGGCAGAAGAACGAGAGGGAAGGGAGGAGACAGCCACGCACCCGGAGACCCAUCGUAGCUAUGAACGAAAGCGAGCCGCCACGCCAGAUGGGCAUCAUCGCCACAUCAAGCGAUCCA